AGAGAGGAGGACGGAGAGAGAGAGAGAGAGAGGAGAAGAGAGAGAGAGAGAGAGAGAGAGAGAGAGAGAGAGAGAGAGCAGAGAGAGAGAGAGAGAAGAGAGAGAGAGAGAGAGAGAGAGAGAGAGAGAGAGAGAGAAGAGAGAGAG
This is a messenger RNA of Priapulus caudatus, 147 nucleotides long. RefSeq lists its product as uncharacterized. The record is from RefSeq and is a predicted model, not a curated record. The annotation marks the transcript as partial. The transcript is spliced from 2 exons. Lineage: Eukaryota; Metazoa; Priapulida; Priapulimorpha; Priapulimorphida; Priapulidae.